Phlebotomus argentipes is the source of this 4015-nucleotide messenger RNA. RefSeq names its product longitudinals lacking protein-like. The transcript has 2 exons. The record is from RefSeq and is a predicted model, not a curated record. Gene Ontology annotation, biological process: regulation of transcription by RNA polymerase II. Bases 225 to 896 code for a protein of 223 amino acids. Gene Ontology annotation, molecular function: protein binding. Lineage: Eukaryota; Metazoa; Arthropoda; Insecta; Diptera; Psychodidae. Gene Ontology annotation, cellular component: nucleus.
AAAAUUAUUUCACACGUCGGUUAAUUUUCCACUGACUUCUCGACAAUAUUCAAUUUCGUAUGUUUAUAGGGUGGAGAAACAUAUAUGGAACAGGCAGCCCCUUGCGGUGAAUUCGUGCAGCUGCGUCUAUCCAAACAAUAAGAAAGCCGAAUUGGACGCUUAGCUCGGUCCCUAUGGUGGAGCUCUUGCCCUACCCACCUGAUCGUGUUGUAUAAUACUAAAACAUGACCAGCCAACAGUUUUGUAUCCGGUGGAACAGUCAUCUGGGCAGUAUUGGUGCUGCUUUCCCGCAAAUGCUUGCCGGACAACGCUUCGUAGACGUUACACUGGCGUGUGAAGGCCAUCAGGUACAUUGCCAUCGCCUUGUCCUAGCUGCUUGUUCGACUUACUUCGAAGCUCUAUUAGGCGAAAACCCAUGCAAACACCCUAUCAUCAUCCUGCCACGCGAUAUUCGGCUUUGGGAAAUUCAAGCGCUUGUGGAUUUUAUGUAUAAGGGUGAAGUGAAUGUUAGUCAAGCCGGUUUGCCAGAUCUUAUAAAGGUGGCCGAAAUGUUGCAAAUUCGUGGGCUAUGUGGAGCAGACGCGGCGCUCAAUUUAGAUACUAUGACCACCGAGGAAGUCUCACCAAAGACAAACACUGAUAUAAUGGGGGAACUAAAUCACGAAGAUCAUCCUCGCCUGAUAGAAGCCGAUACGGACUCUGUGGACGACACAAAAAACAAAUCCGAUUUCGCUAUGGCCAAUGUGAUGUGCGAGUACGAACAGGAACCUAGACACACACGCAGAAUCCGGCGUUCGGAAAAUCUCUUAGCACAGGCAGCCGAUUGCGUAUCACGUGGACAGACCUUUCAGACGGUAUCCAACAUGUUUCACAUCCCAAUAUCUACUAUCAGGUAAUAUACAACUUAGGCAAUAAAUUUAAAUACAGCAUAGGUUUUUAGACCUUAUAUGACCAUAGUAGCUAUCUUGUGUUAAAAGAUGAGGUCAAUUGGAGUGCUCGGUAAAUUGUAGUUAUGCUAAAAAUCAAAAUGGUGUUUUCACUGUCUAUUCGUAGCAAAAUAAAAACCUCCAUUAUGAGGUUCUUCGUCGGAGUCUGGGGUCACUGGGGAACUAAAUGUAUUGUUCGGUGGGCAAUAACUUAAGAUAGACUCUAGAAAUUUAUUUAUUUCAAAAGAAAAAUCAAAAAACCAUAAACGGUAAAUUUUUACUUUUUCGCAUUCAGUGACUUUUGUACCAGAUCCUGACUCAAGUGACUCACAAAAACAACCACCAUUAAAUUUUAACAUAAUUUCUCGGCGAAUGUGACACAUAUCUUAUAAAUUUCCUUAAUAGACUGUACCUUGGAACUCUGGUUGAAAAGUAUUAUUGUAAAUAGAGAUAGCAUUUAGAAUAGAGCCUUCCUAUAGUUGCAUAGUUCCAGCUUGCUUUAUAGUUCAUUUAAUUGAUAAUUAUUUAUUUUACCUCUCCAUGCGAUUUUGGCUGCCGCCGACUUUAUUACCAACUUCCCCGAGGAAAAUGGUAGAAACCUCGGAUCAUUGGUCGUGUGCCGCACACUGGCUCCGUACAUUUACAAUUGCAGAUAUUGUAUGGUUGUGACUAUAAGCAGUAAAAAAAUUCCGCGCAUAUCACAUUGGGAAAUAGUAGUGAACAGCAAAACUCCGAGGGGGGAGUUGAAGCGCUUCUCAUGGGUUCAGUAGAAUGUAGCCACAGGUAAGAGGGACACAUGCCAGGGAUUGAUACAAAAGCAAAGAGAAAAAAGGAAGAAGCAAAAAGAAAAGUACAACUAAGGGGAAACAAAAAGCAAGAAUUCUGGGAAAAGAAAAUAAAUAUAGACACAUGCUCAAAUGCUAUGCCGAGAAAUUGUCGAUCCGCGGUCUUUGGGCUUCAAACCAUGACCAUAUCUUGUUUAGAGGAACUCCUCCCACAGAUGAUCAACCAGCCCCCGCGCAAAAGCUGCCUCACACUGACUUGAAAUUGAGAUUGACUCCCUAAUGCAAGCAGAUGACUAUUGUAGAGCAGGGCCACGUAGAUAUAGAAUCUCCCAAGAAGUUCAUGUCUUGGCCGGGAGACAAGAGCCUGCACUCCGUCGUGGCCAGGUAUAGAUCCAUUAGAAUUGAGGAAACCCCCUCUCGUGUAAAACAGUCUCAGUGUUUUGUACUUUUAGAUGUGCGGCAAUGGCAGUAUAUUGAUAUAGUAGAAAGACGUAAACAGUGAGUCGCGCUUUGUCUAGCGCAGCAUCGCUCUCAGGGCAGCACUCUGUGCCAUUCCCGCGGAUCUAAUAUGUGAUGCCCGAUCACCUCUCAAGCCACUCACUCCAUAGCUUACCCUAGAGUCGAUACGGGCAUUAUGGAAUGAACGCGAGACGCUCAGCGAACUCACGCGGCCUAAGUGAUAGAGACUAUUUAUAGAGGCAAACAUCCCAUUUUUCAGUUUUAUCGCGUGCUGCUUACAGGUUAAACCCUCAUCAAAGACGACUCAGGUAUGUGAACUCCUCAACGAAAGGGAUAGCGAUGCAGGAGCAACAAAAUGGGCCUUCACACGCGGGCAAAUGGGAUAUUACAUUACGCGAGAGGACCGAUAGCGCGGCGGCAGGAAUCGCAUCGCUUUUGGUUUACCGCUUAACAUCAUAGAGUGCGCGUUCGGAAUGUUGGGCUUAUUUGAGCAUGACAACACAAAAGAAAAUUAACGAACAUAAUUUUUCUUUGGGGCUAGAUACAAGAAUAGUACCAUGACCAGAAAUCUUAAUUCUUUUCAAAAGGUUUAGUUAUGCUUUUAGAAGUAAUUUAGACAAGUGUUCCUCAACAUGAAAGAACAAAAUUAGGCGAUUAAUGUAUGACGGACAAAGAAGUUUAACAUUGAGGUCGAUGGCGAACCGUAGCAGAAUUAACUAUAUGGUAGCUAUGGUAAAUAGUUACUGAAUGCAAAUAAGUGAAAAAUGUGGAUUAUCACACGUUUUGCGUGUGUUUAUAGGAGAGCUGAGAUUUACUGUAUGUUUUCUGUGAUCAUAUAGAAAUGUGAAAUUUUUUUGUAUUAGCUUUUGAUUUGAUAUUAGCUGUGAUAUACAUCACAGCUAAUAUCCGUAAUCGCGCAAAAAAUUGAACCUCGCAAAAACAACUCCAAUCGACUCAGGUAACGGUAAAAUGUCAAAAUAUGACGAAAAUGGGAAGGGACACUUUUUUGAUUUUCGUGUCUGUUUGUCGUUCCGUCCGACCGUUCGUCUGUCGUGACAAACGGGCUUGUGGGGCCUAAACGGUAAGAGAUAUCGACAUGCGGUUUGCAGCAAAGGUUAAAAGUAUGCAGUGGUAAUGAACAUUUUUUGUCAAAUCCAACCUCCCACUCCUAUGUCCGCCAUUUUGAACACCCCCAAAAUACGCUUUCCUCAAUUAUUCAGCCCCUAUGGCAUAAAUCGGGCUCAAAUUCUGGUAUGUUAUAGCUGACUUUAAGACCUUUCCAACCAACCGUCACUUAAGGACCUAGGACCUUCUGGACCCUAGAUACACCGGUUCAAAUUUCGAAAAUUAAAUGGCCAUAGCUCUGCUUCUAAUUAACCGAUCAGAAUGAUUUUGUAAUCAUUGGAAGGGUCUCAUAAAAUGCCAUCACCCACCAGAACAACAUAACUUGAUAGGACCACCGCUAGAGGCGCUAAUAUCAAUAAGAAAAUUUUUAAAAUUUUCAAGUGGGACAUUUUGUUUCAAGGUCACACUACUUUGGGAUAAUUUCUUAAGUAUUUCGAUAGUCCAGAUUGAGACGUUUCCAAAAUGGAGUCAAUCUUUUCUGUCGAAGCCAUAUAACCAGAGAUAACUGUUUGAAUUUCAGGACUUGAAUUUUAUUUUGCAUAUGAAAAUUUUCAUUCUUUAUUUCCUUCUAACUAAAUCGAGGUGGGCACGGAAGAGAGAAAUUUUGAUAUCCCAGCUAAUAUGCCAGAAGCACAUGCGAAGCGUGUGUUUACCCACAUUUUUCAUAUGUAAAAUUGACAUCGUAAUAACUCAAAUCAUACAGAUUUGCUAUGCAAUAUU